AUGUCAUCAAGUAUCAAUAAUAAUAAUAAUAAUAGUAUUAUUACUAAUAAGAAUAAUGAUAUCGAUGAGGUCAUCGAAAAUAGCCAAUCAGCAGUAUCAACACCUAUAUCUACAUGUAUAGGUGAUAGGAAAUCAUUUAAUGCACCAUUGAAAAAUACAGAUCUCCACCACCUUCUUGUUGACUCUACUACUCCCUCUUCGGAUGCAUCGUUAUCAACAUCACCUUCGUUGGCCACCAGUGGCGGCGGCGGCAAUAGCAACUUGGCGGCGGAUCGUCCAGUUUCGCCAAGUGUAAAACUAUUGGGAAAGGUAUUCGAUACCACUGCAGAUAAGCACAUUCAGCAACAGAAUAAACUCAACAGAUGCUCUCCUCCACCUCUGACCAAACCAAAUUUCAUUAUUGCCAAAAAGGAAAAACACUGGAUGUCAUACUCCACAUCAUCAAUACCAACCACACCUCCCUCCGCUGAAAUUCCUACAGCACCAUUCCCAACAACAGCAUCAACAACACAAGCAAAUACAUUGAAAUCAUCUAAUGAUCGUCAACAACAAGUUCUUUCAAGAUCAAAAGAUGAGAAUCUAAACAACAAUGAAAAUAACAUAAACUCUCCCGGUUCUUCACCAAAUACAUCGUCAACUAAUAUUGUAAAACAAACACAACAACAACAACAACAGCAACAAGGUUGGGUAUCAUCACCCACCACAUCACCAAAUACAAUUUCUCCUUUACCAUCACCUCCAACAACACGCAUCAGAAAUAACCAUAGACUUUCUGGGAGAGUGAUUUCCGCUUCAACCAAUGAAGAAUGUAACACUACAGUAUCUAAUAAUAAUAAUCUUAAUAGUAGUAAUAUUGUUUUAGAAAUAGUAAAUAAUAGUUCUAAUGAUGUACAAACAUUAACACCAUUGAAUAUUGAAAAUAAUAAUAAUAAUAAUAACAAUAUUAAUAAUAAUGAUAAUGAUGGUAGUAACAAUAAUAAUAAUAAUAAUAAUAAUAAUGAUCAGACCAAUGUACCUAAUAUGGAUGAACAAAGAAUUGAGAAAUCAGUUGGUUUAUCACAAUUUUUAAAUAAGAGGAACUAUCAGGCAAGACGUGUCGCCGGUGAUUGGAAAGAUAAACAAAUGUUCACCCAAGGUACCACUGUCAAUUUGGUGUCAAAAGAGAGAAAGAAUCUUAUUGGAUCUAGAGAUCCAUUAUUAUCACCAAAAGAAUUCAUUUGCAUUAAUAGUAAUAAUAAUAACACUAAUAAUAGUAAUAAUAAUAAUAAUAAUAACAAUAGUGAAAUUGAUAAUAACUGUAAAUGUAUCAAUGAUUCUAACAUCGAUGUAAAUAGUAAUAAUAAUAAUAGUAAUGAUAUUAAUAGUAAUAAUGAUAAUAAUAGUAAUAGUAAUAAUAAUAAUGAUGAAACAACAAAUCAAGUUAGUGGUACUAGUGCUACUGGUGAAGAUGAUGCUGCCGUACAGAAUCUCGUUAAUAGAUAUCGAACACGAAGAGACAACGCUUCAAGAAAGUCAAAGUUGUCAACUCAAGAUGUUGAAUGGAUCACAACGAAAUUCUAUGAAAAUAAUAACACCAAAGAGAGUAGCACCAACACACCAGAGAAGAAAGCACUUUUAUUACAACAACAACAACAACCACCACAAUCCAAAGCGUCACCACUACUUAAAAAUAAAUAUUUAGGUGGUAGUGGUAAUAGUGGUAAUAAUAGUAGUGGUGUUGUUGCAAACAACAUUAGUAGUAGUAGUAAUAGUAGUAGUGGUAAUACAACUAAUAAAAUUAGUGGUGGUGGUGGUGGUGGAUUUAGUAUUAGUAGUAAUAAUAAAAAGAGAACAAAUAAAAACAAUAAUAAUAGCAAUAAUAAUAAUAACUCUACUGUUGAUUCUAGUGGUGAUGAAGAGGAGGAUACUGAACAAUCGAGCAACCCUAAUAGUGCACCUUGCUAUCGAUACUUGGAGGAUGUUGCCAAGCGACGUAAUAUUCCUUCUGAACCAUCUCGUAAGCCAGGUUUGAAAUCACCACUGUUUCUACACGUUCCCACACUGGCACAGCCAACACAAUUCCACCAGAACGCACCAGAGAAGCUAAACUCUACCAGUCUCUCGAUAUCGGUGGAGGAAAACAGUCAUCAGGAUCAAUCGUUACUCUUCAAUCAGCAGAUUAUCAAUCGUGUUGCACACGACAAGGAUCUCACUUAUCUCUUCUUUCCGGUUUUGAAGAGUUCCACCAAGAUUGUCACUCCACCCUCAAUCAAUUCACACCACCACAAUCACCACAAUGUAAAAUCAACAAACAUAAUCAACGCAGCAGCAGCAAACAAACAACCAUCAACAAACAACAACAAUAAUAACAUCAUCAAUAAUAAUAAUAAUAGUAGUAGUAAUAGUAGAACCGCCAACGGAAAUACCGCCGGUAACAACAACAACAAUAAUAAUAACAGUGGAAGUAGUUCAAGUAGUAGCAGUAGUUCUGGAGUCAACAUAUCUUCUAGUGAUUCUUAUAUCUCUCUGUCGCUCUCACCGUCAUUGUCUCCGUGUUCCUCUUUGACACCGUCGCAAGCAUCACCACCGUCAUCCGCCAGCUCACCAAUUGAAUCUUUGUCUUCGUUGCCACUCUCUCCACCCAAUAGCAUCGGUAGUCAAACCAGCAGCAGCAACACUGUUACCACUCCUCGUGGACAUGAUCAACAACAACAACAAAGAAAAUCAAUUUGGUCACCUAAACCUAAUAACAACAACAACAACAAACUAUCGCCAAUUAACAACUCACCUCAGAGCGAUACAACCAUGUCACCUUCUCUAUCACCGUCAAGUCCACAAGAGUAUCUACAAUCACCGACUCCACCAAUGACUCUCAGUCUCUCGGAUAGUAACAACACUGAACUUCAACUACAACAACAACAACAAGUAGUAGUCGAUAGUCAAACGUAUAAUCCUAUAGAGGAGGAGUUCAAGUCGAGAAGUGAUAUCUAUUUCGUUAGUCAACCACCACCAAUCAAAAAGUUUGUAAAGAUCAAAUGUGGUUCGUUGGAUGCUCUCGUGGAAGUUCUCACUCAUCAUAAGCUAUCGGAUCCCAACUUUGUCGAUACGUUCCUCCUGACACACAAGACCUUCACCACCUCUCAGACUCUACUGAGUAAGCUAAUCGAGCGAUACGAAGAGGAACCAACUGCACUCGACGAAGAGAAUGAAGAACAGAUCGAGAAGCAAUCAAAGAUCUACAGAUCUAUCAAACUCAGAGUCUGCAGCAUACUAAAGAUUUGGAUCGAUAAACAUUUCUAUGAUUUCGAAAAGAAUCCACAACUACUAAAAGACUUUGAACAUUUUAUUAAAGUAACACUAGUAGAGGAUGGUAUGGAAAAGAUUUCUCAAAACAUUCAAAGAAAUAUAGCUAGAAAAUUAAAUGGUGAAACAUUUGAUAAUACAUUAUUAAUGAAUAGAGUACCUGCACCAAUUAUACCAACAUUAAAACAAGAUCAAAUAGUUACAUUAUUUUCACUUGACGAUUUAGAGAUUGCUCGACAAUUGACAUUGAUAGAACAUGAAGCAUACUCAUUGAUUAAACCAAAUGAGUGUGUAAAUUUAGCGUUUAGUAAGUUGGGUAAAGAAGAGAAUGCACCGAAUAUCACUGGAAUCAUUAGAAGAUCAAAUAUCAUUCCACUAUGGGUUGCAACUGAAAUCGUACAAGAAGAAAGAUUAACAAAACGUGCAAAUAUAAUUAAAAGUUUAUUAAUAUUGCUGAUGUAUCAUUGUAGAAAUUUAAAUAAUUUCAAUGGUGUGAUGGAAAUCUUGUCAGGUUUAAAUAUCACACCGGUAUUUAGAUUGAAAAAGACAUGGGAAACCAUACCGAGAAAGUAUUUAGCGACGUUUAGACAUCUGAAUUCACUGAUGGCACCGAAACACAACUUUAAGGUGUAUCGUGAUGUACUGCACACCAAGAAUCCACCUUGUUUGCCAUUCCUCGGUGUCUAUCUGACGGAUUUGACGUUCUUGGAAGAAGGUUCACCCGAUACCUUAGAGGGCGGUCUCAUCAACAUGGUGAAACGAACACAGCUAGCAGCGGUCAUUCAAGAGAUUCAACAGUUCCAACAGCUACCCUAUUCGCUUAGCACCGUUCCCAUUAUCAGAGAUUUCCUACACCAAGUGAACGGACUUCAAGAGCGAGCUCUCUAUAAACAAUCAAGAAUCGUAGAGCCAUAA
This is a messenger RNA of Heterostelium album PN500, 4197 nucleotides long. RefSeq names its product Ras-GEF domain-containing protein (gene gefY). The coding region runs from base 1 to 4197 and encodes 1398 amino acids. Gene Ontology annotation, cellular component: plasma membrane. The transcript has 4 exons. Gene Ontology annotation, molecular function: guanyl-nucleotide exchange factor activity. The record is from RefSeq and is a predicted model, not a curated record. NCBI's taxonomy places the organism in Eukaryota, Evosea, Eumycetozoa, Acytosteliales, Acytosteliaceae. Gene Ontology annotation, biological process: Ras protein signal transduction; positive regulation of GTPase activity.